AUGAGGAAUUCCUCCACAGCUCUUGUCCUCCUCAUCUUUGUCUUUCUCUGCUGUUCUGCCGACGCUCUCCCUGCAAGUAUCUGGGACGUUGAUAUUUUGACAAGUCCGGCGCCCCCUCCAGAUCAAGGUCCUCCCCUCUCAGCUGGUGCUUUGAGAGACGAGUCGAAGCUCAAGUACGAAAUUGCUGGCAUCGUUGGAGCCUACUUCUUCUGGGUCUGUGUCACUCUGCUACUUCUGCUGCUUGUUGGGAAGAGACUUCGCCACAAGGUCCAGACCUCGAAUCAGACGUUAAGCAUGGAAAUCGUUAAGCCUGCUCCACUCAGCAGCCAUCCCGGAAUGAGCAUGGAUUCUCCGCUCAAGAGCCCGAGCAAGAUGGGCAGUCUACGAUCAUGGGCUUCCGGUGGUAAAUCUCACAGCCAUAAACCUUCCAAUAUCAGCAUGGCAACAACAAUCGAUGAAAAGAUUGUCGAGGCAGACAAGGUGAAAAGCAUGGAUGAAAUGGCCAAGCUCUAUGCAGCAGUCAUGAUCCAUGACGAGGAGAAGUCUCAAAAGGCGCUGAAUAGUAGCCAGACAUCCCCGAAAACUCCUUCUUUCCCUCUUACACCACGGUCGCCCUAUCCACCUUCUCAAAUGACCUUGCCCCCAACACCCCGAUCACCAUAUUACCAGCCGCAUCUGAGCGGUGGUCCCGCAUCUCCACGAUCUCCACGAUAUCCACCCGAGUUCCAACACCUUCGCAAUCCGCCCUCUGAGGCCAAGGAUCAUGGAGUUCAGCCAGCAGCAAUUACACUUAUCCACCCACUUGCACCUACUCCAGCGGAGGACCCGUCCACCCGCACGUCAUCGCAAACCAGCACUCGUAAAACCAAAGCAUCGCCACUAUCUCUGGCCUCUACUAGAUCUGACUCGGCCACUCAAAACAAACGGCGGCCUAGCCAAAUCUCGGUCCGCGGUCUACCAAUCUCACAACCAAUUGCAUCCGCCAACCUGGCCGACUCGAUGGUCCACCAGGAUAGUGCAAUUGAGUCUCCCCGAAUCUACAAUCCUGGCCCUCCACCGCCCACACCUGGGCAGAAUAGCCUUGUGAGCUCGGUUCAGGACGAAAAACGAAGGCCUUCGGCCCCGUUAUCCGUAACGAGCACUGCUGGGGCAUCCAAUACCUCCUUGCCAUUCCGCCAAUUCUAUGCCGACACAUUGAGGAGCGCACCACCUACCAAGACAACAUUCUUAGAAAAGCGUGAAAGCAUCCUAGGAGUUCAUCCUAAGACAGGUGUGCCGCAGACUCCUUACAGCCCAUAUACUCCAUUCACUCCCAUGACGCCAAUCACGCCGCGUCAUUUGGUCACGAAGGAGGACAGAAGGAGAAACCGUAAGAAGGAAGGCCUGAAAGUGCUUAGUGAAGAUGACAUGGUCAUGAGUGAUGAAGACAUGUGGGGAGAAAUGAAAUGA
Molecule: messenger RNA, 1449 nt
Organism: Exophiala aquamarina CBS 119918
Lineage: Eukaryota; Fungi; Ascomycota; Eurotiomycetes; Chaetothyriales; Herpotrichiellaceae
Exons: 1
Coding region: 1-1449 (482 amino acids)
Source: RefSeq, a predicted model, not a curated record